GGUGGCGCAAUUAACCCCGCAAAGGAUCUGAGCUUUACCCUCUUACCCUUCUCAUACCCAGAUGCCUUUCCUAGGACAGGACUGGAGGUCCCCUGGCCAGAGCUGGGUGAAAACAGGGGAUGGCUGGAAAAGGUUUCUGGAUGAGCAAAGCAACUUCGUCGGUGACAUCAGCAGUUAUUGCAACGUGGAUAACAAUAAGGAAAAUCUCUUCAAUAAUCUGAAUUAUGAUGUCGCUGCUAAGAAAAGGAGGAAGGACCUGCUGAAUAACAACACAAAGAUACAAUAUCAGCAUCAAGAGAAAUGGAUCUAUGUGCACAAAGGCAGUACGAAAGAGAGGCACGGUUACUGUACCCUCGGCGAGGCCUUCAAUCGCUUAGACUUCUCAAGCGCUAUCCUGGACGCUCGCCGGUUUAACUACGUCGUCAGACUUCUGGAGCUGAUUGCUAAAUCCCAGCUUACGUCCCUAAGUGGAAUUGCCCAGAAAAAUUAUAUGAAUAUUUUGGAAAAAGUGGUUCAAAAAGUCCUUGAAGAUCAGCAAAAUAUUCGUCUGAUUAAAGAAUUGCUUCAGACCCUCUACACCUCCUUGUGCACCCUGGUCCAAAGGGUAGGCAAGUCCGUGCUGGUUGGAAAUAUUAACUUCUGGGUUUAUAGAAUGGAGACGAUUCUUGACUGGCAGCAACAGCUGAACAAUAUCCAGAUCACGAGGCCCGACCUGAAAGGGAUGACCUUGACGGAUUUGCCGUUGUGCCUUCAACUAAACAUCAUGCAGAGGUUAACGGAUGGGAGAGACAUCGUGUGCCUUGGCCAGGUGUCGUCUGAUUUACAAGUGCUCGGUGACGACCGCGUGUUGUGGAAAAAGCUUUGCCAGUAUCACUUCACAGAACGGCAGAUUCGAAAGAGGCUUAUCCUGUCUGACAAGGGGCAGCUGGACUGGAAGAAGAUGUACUUCAAGCUGGUACGAUGUUACCCCAGGAGAGAACAAUAUGGAGGCACGCUACAGCUCUGCCGGCACUGUCACAUUCUGUCUUGGAAAGGUACGGAGCACCCCUGCACGGCCAACAAUCCUGAGAGCUUCCUGGUCUCCCUCUCCCCGCAAGACUUCAUCAACCUGUUCAGAUUCUGAUGAUGAAACCCUCGAUUUGUGAGAACUUGGUUGGAUUCCGGUGGGGACGCGCUCUUUCCAGGCUGAGUCUGAUGACUUUGCUUUUGUAAAUAUUGUAAAUGUUACGAAUGACUGCGAGUCUCGAAAGGUUGGGCCAUGGAAUUGGAUUAUUGGCGAGACUGUCCGAUAAAGAAGCCUAUAUCUGUGGAAUGGUUUUUUUACAAGGAGGACUUGAUGGACCCUGGUCUUCUCUAAAGGACAAGCCAGGUUGCACGGCGAAUGUGUAGACGACACAUAGAAAUGUGGUUCUUAAGGAUAUUAUUCUGCAUGAACAAGAAAGCCAAGUUAACAAACUGACUGGGAAAUGACUGAAGUAUUCAUAGUCUUUACGAAAAGGCUAUUUGCUUUUGCUGAAGCUGUUAAUAUCUGUUUGUUUGUUUUUUAUAUAUUGUAUUGGUCUUUUGUACUCCAUCCAUUGACUUGCUUUCACUCGUUUCUACCUCUUACACCGAAAACCCUUUGAGGUACCUUUUUAUGUACCAGGACAUACCGUGUCUGUUAUGUUAAGCUGCCUGAAAGCAUUUGCUUAAAGUGUUUUUUUG
Messenger RNA from Spea bombifrons (plains spadefoot toad), 1704 nucleotides. RefSeq names its product F-box protein 32 (gene FBXO32). The coding region runs from base 62 to 1123 and encodes 353 amino acids. The transcript has 9 exons. Lineage: Eukaryota; Metazoa; Chordata; Amphibia; Anura; Pelobatidae. The record is from RefSeq and is a predicted model, not a curated record. Gene Ontology annotation, biological process: protein ubiquitination. Gene Ontology annotation, cellular component: cytoplasm; SCF ubiquitin ligase complex; nucleus. Gene Ontology annotation, molecular function: protein binding.